AUGAGAGUGCUCAGUGUUAUCCUUGUUUUGGUGCUGUGUGGGUGCAGUGGAGCUCUGGGUGUGAAGGUUAAAGUUGGAGACAGGGUCUUCCCCUUGGAGGCAGUGAAGCAGCUGAAGGAACUGAUGGAUUUAGAUGACAACGUUAGCCCUCGCGUCUCUGAGACGAGCGUGGUAGCUGCUUGUGCUAAUCCUGUCCUGCCUCAAGUCUUUCGGCCAGUUUGCCAAGGGAAGGGGACAGGCAUCAUUUUCUCUAAACUAGCCUCUAUCAUGGCGUCUUCAGAUCCUUGUGAGAUAUGUGUCAACCCUUCCUGCUAUGGGUGUCUGAACUGAGGCUGCCAUCUGCUAGAAACAUACACACGUCUGACUGAGAGCCUUUAGGGCCGUCAUCCUACAUCCUUCUUUAACAUUCAUAUGGCAACCAUUGACUUCGGCAAUACACAUCCUGUCACCUAACCAAUCGCAAUGAGUCUCAUGGCUCACUGGUCGACAUACACAUUUUUAAUUGAUAUAUAGGCUUAUCAAAAAAUGUAAAACUGGGUUUUGACCAUUUUUACAAGUUUUGGUAGAUGCUAAAUUAAAAUGGCA
This is a messenger RNA of Notothenia coriiceps (black rockcod), 585 nucleotides long. Its product is annotated as guanylin-like. NCBI's taxonomy places the organism in Eukaryota, Metazoa, Chordata, Actinopteri, Perciformes, Nototheniidae. Gene Ontology annotation, molecular function: guanylate cyclase activator activity. Gene Ontology annotation, cellular component: extracellular region. The coding region runs from base 1 to 330 and encodes 109 amino acids. The record is from RefSeq and is a predicted model, not a curated record. The transcript has 3 exons.